AAGGAAAAUAGUCAAACAGUGGAUGAAUCAAGAAAUUUGAAAAAGGGUGGCCGGCUAUUUUCGAGAGAGGGUAGUUGGAAUUUCAAACCAACUUCAUUUCUGUCUCGAUUAUGAUAAUCACAAGUUCACAACACUCGCUUUCAAAAUCUUCCCCGUUUUAACUCGAUUGAUACAUUGCUACAGACAUAUCUGAAAGAAAAAAACGGGGCUGUUUGAUGACAGAAAUGGUGGUUGUACCAAGAGGAGCUGGGUGCGCCGCCGUAUGUGGCGGCGGUUGUGCCGGAGAUGACACAACAAAAGGGGGUUCUUCAAAAGAACACCAAAACCACCUCUCCUUAGUGGCUCUCAUCAUAGCAGCUCUAAGAAAAUCAAUGACAGCUUGCCGAGUUGAUGAUCAGAGGGAAGAAUCAAAAUCAACAAAACCAGCAACUCUUCAUCAUAUGGAAAUCGGUUGGCCAACUGAUGUUCAGCAUUUGACUCAUGUUACCUUCGAUCGAUUCCAUGGAUUUUUAGGUCUUCCUGUUGAAUUUGAAGUUGAAAUCCCCUGUCGAGCCCCCAGUGCCAGUGUAAGCGUUUUUGGGGUUUCAGCAGAAUCGAUGCAGUGUUCUUAUGAUUCAAGAGGCAACAGUGUCCCGACAAUUCUGUUGCUCAUGCAGGAACGUUUAUAUGCUCAAGGAGGUCUAAAGGCGGAAGGAAUUUUCCGUAUAAACCCGGAGAACAGUCAAGAGGAGCGGGUGCGGGAGCAGCUAAACAGAGGCACGGUGCCCGAAAACAUCGAGGUCCAUUGUCUUGCGGGUUUAAUCAAAGCCUGGUUCCGGGAGCUUCCAAGUGGUGUCCUUGAUGGCCUCUCACCCGAUGAGGUUCUACAGUGUAACACAGAGGAAGAGCGCGUUGAGCUUGUGAAACAGCUCAACCCCACACAAUCUGCAUUGCUUAAUUGGGCUGUUCAUCUCAUGUCUGAUGUCGCCCAACAACAAGAAUCCAAUAAAAUGAACGCCAGAAAUAUCGCCAUGGUCUUUGCCCCCAACAUGACUCAGAUGUCGGAUCCGUUGACAGCUCUAAUGCACGCUGUACAAGUGAUGAACCUGCUCAAGACAUUGAUCGCCAAAACCCUAAGAGAACGUGAAGAGACAACCGCCGGAGUCUCAACGGUUUCAUGUCCUUCCGACCAUCAUCAAGAGAUGAAAACCAGAUGUGAACCGGGAAGACAACCAUCAGCAUCAUCAUCAUCCAAAGAACAAGAACAAGAUGAUGAUGAUGAAGCGGAAUCAUCGCUAAGCGAGAUUGAAGAAAAUUUUCUGAAACGAAUCGAGGAGAACAAGAAAGCAAAGGAUCGGUUCAAAAGAGAACUGGAUCAUCUGGUGACACAACGUUCAAGUCCAACGAGCGGGUUUGACUUUCAAGAGGAAUCAUCGGGUGCUAGUCUUAAUAGUCUGGUUUCUAAAAAAACUGAAACCGCCAUACACAUCGUAGGCCGACAUGGUAGACGGAAUGGGAAUGUAUGAACUCAUAAUUUUCUGAUUCUUGAAAACUUUAAGCAGUUGCUGCAUAUCAAAACCUGCUUGCCAUGUCAUGUUUUAGUUUUAAUAAUAACUUUGUAAAAUGUAAACCAGCAUGCCAUGCCCUGUUUUAUGCCAAUCUUCUAACAUAUCUUCCUCA
Molecule: messenger RNA, 1659 nt
Organism: Lactuca sativa (garden lettuce)
Lineage: Eukaryota; Viridiplantae; Streptophyta; Magnoliopsida; Asterales; Asteraceae
Product: rho GTPase-activating protein 2
Biological process (GO): signal transduction
Molecular function (GO): GTPase activator activity
Source: RefSeq, a predicted model, not a curated record